UAAUUAUAUAAAUAUAUAUAUGAAAUUGUCCCUCGAUUUUGCAAAUUCUAGAUUCCUGCUUAAAACCCUUUCUACCAAUCACAAACCCUAGAUUUUAUCUUCCUUUUUUGAUUCUAUAUUCCUUUUCGUCAUACAAAUCUCUUGAUCUGUGAGGCUCUUCGGGCGAAUUCUCGCGAACCAAUUUUGCCUAUUUUUUUUUCAUUCGUUCUUUUUAUAUUUCGGGGCAAAGGGGCAAAAUUCUUUUGAUUCGUUUUGUUUUUCUUUUGCUUCCGCUGGUUCUGCAGAUCAGAUUUGAAUUGAACCCAGGAUCAAAGUCGCAAACUUGAAGUCGAAUUUCGUCGGAAUAAUCCCAUUCACCAAUUGGGUAUUAGCUAAAAUCGUGAUCUGAACUGAGUAAAAACUCCAAUUUCGAGGUCGGUGCUUGGGAUUUUGGAGAUUUCAUGGAGUGAAAACAGGGGGGGAAAGAGGAGCAAUGACUGGAUUGGGUGUUCGAUCCAGUAGCUAUGGUUCCUUGGAGAAGACGACACAGAACGGCAUCGUUUUGCCCCUCCAGACGACAACGACGACGACACGAAUCAAACAAUCUAAGAUGCAGAAAGACAGAGAAGGUAUUGUCCAUUGGAUCUGCAAAUUCGCAGGUCGCAAGAAGGUGGGCAUGUUGCUCCUCUGCUUAAUCUCCGCCAUCGUCUUCGUUUGGGUCCUUUACGUUGGAAAAGGUGAAGAUGCUCAAGAAGUUCAAGGACCUCAGAGCUUGCAAUUGAACGGAAACUCGACUGUAAAUGACCUUGACUCUCAGCAAAGCAGCUAUAACCGAAAUCUAUCCUCUGUGGUAGACAUAUCCGUAUUCCCUCCUCCUCCUCCUUCGUAUUUUCUUGGCUAUACACUUCCACAAGGACAUCCAUGUAACAGUUUCACAUUACCUCCCCCACCAGCAGACAAAAAAAGAACCGGACCACGGCCAUGCCCAGUCUGUUACCUUCCGGUAGAAGAAGCGGUUGCCUUGAUGCCAAAAGUUCCGUCAUUUUCCCCUGUUCUUAAGAGCUUAAGUUAUAUAUAUGAGCAACCGAUAAACAAAGAAACAGAGUUUGGAGGGUCUGAAUUUGGUGGUUAUCCUACGUUGAAGCAGAGGAACGAUUCUUUUGACAUUAAAGAAACAAUGAGCGUACACUGUGGAUUUGUCAAAGGACCUCAACCUGGACGUGGAACUGGAUUCGACAUUGACGAGGCUGACCUUCUUGAGAUGGAGCAGUGCCGCGGGAUAGUUGUUGCUUCAGCUGUAUUUGGCGCUUUUGACGAUGUAAAAGAACCACAAAAUAUCAGUAAGCAAUCCGAAGAAACAGCAUGUUUCUACAUGUUUGUCGAUGAAGAAACUCGUGAAUUUCUGAAGAGAGAACGAGGCCUUAACAGCACCAAGAAAAUAGGGAUCUGGAGAAUUGUUGUUGUUCAAAAUCUUCCUUAUUCAGAUGGACGACGCAAUGGAAAGGUGCCGAAGCUUCUGGUGCAUAGGCUAUUCCCAAAUGCUCGCUUCUCGAUAUGGAUUGACGGGAAGCUUGAGCUGGUUGUAGAUCCGUAUCAAAUCCUUGAGAGGUUCUUAUGGAGGAAAAAUGCCACCUUUGCAAUAUCGAGACAUUACAGACGGUUUGAUGUACUGGUUGAAGCUGAAGCAAAUAAAGCCGCUGGUAAAUAUGACAACGCUUCUAUCGACUUCCAAGUGAAUUUCUAUAAGAACGAAGGUUUGACCCCAUAUUCCGUGGCAAAGCUCCCGAUCACAAGCGAUGUUCCAGAAGGCUGUGUCAUUAUAAGAGAGCAUGUUCCCAUCAGUAACCUAUUUACUUGCCUCUGGUUCAAUGAAGUGGACCGUUUCACUUCCCGAGAUCAAAUCAGUUUCUCAACCGUGAGAGAUAAGAUUUCCGCCAAAACGAACUGGACCCUCAAUAUGUUCCUGGACUGCGAAAGACGGAACUUUGUGAUUCAGAGAUAUCACCGAGCGGAGCAAGAGAUGUUGGCGAGGAGACGAGCUCCCGUGGCGAAUAAUCCUCCUCCACCGCCUUUGAACGGCGACUUGCCCCGGAAAUUGUCAUACGGAAGCCGAGUAAGGGAAAGGAUCGUGAACACGACUCCCGUUAGGAGGCGUGGGAGAGAUCGGAGAUCGAGUUCGAGGCACAGGAAAGCUUCAUUGCCUUCUACAUUAUUGUGAGAUUCCAUUCAAAGGCUCAUGAAGGAAGGAAACCCUACCAAUUUUUUCUAGGGUUUCUUCUUCUUCUUCUUCAUGGGCUCUCCAUUACAGCCAUUUUCAUUCUCUACCACACAUUUUCCAGUUUUUUUUUUUUUAACCUCACAGCCUGUUCUUCAAGUUUUCUUGUUCAUCAUCUUCAUUACUAUUCAGGAUUCAAAAUCAUUAUUUUUUUAAUGUAUAUAGAUAUGAUAUUUAUACACAACCGUUGUUGUACUUUGGCGAAUAAAUUAUAGUUUUGCUAA
This is a messenger RNA of Tarenaya hassleriana, 2478 nucleotides long. RefSeq lists its product as uncharacterized. The record is from RefSeq and is a predicted model, not a curated record. Bases 473 to 2197 code for a protein of 574 amino acids. Lineage: Eukaryota; Viridiplantae; Streptophyta; Magnoliopsida; Brassicales; Cleomaceae. The transcript is spliced from 9 exons.